Melanaphis sacchari is the source of this 684-nucleotide messenger RNA. RefSeq lists its product as uncharacterized. Bases 1 to 684 code for a protein of 227 amino acids. The record is from RefSeq and is a predicted model, not a curated record. The transcript is spliced from 5 exons. NCBI's taxonomy places the organism in Eukaryota, Metazoa, Arthropoda, Insecta, Hemiptera, Aphididae.
AUGCCACCAAAAAGUGGUUCUCAAAAAAGAAAAGAACGAGCUCAAAAAGAUGCUGAGUUGAAAAAAUUACGAGGUUCUUUUGACAGAUUUCUACCCAACAAAAAUGUAACUUCUUCAAGUGUGUUGAUUGCAUUGGAAAAUGGUGGCCAAGAAAAUAUUGGUGAAAUUUUACAAACUGAAAAUAGUGAAAAUACUAUUGGUCAUUUGUGUAAUUCAGAUGAUUCAGCUUGUCCAACUGAAAAAGUAAUUGACAACAGCUCUAUGCUUGUUAAAUCUACUGCAACUUCUGCGAGUGAGAUAACCGCGUUGGAAAGUAGUGUUCAAGAAAAUAUAAAUGAAAUUUUACAAACUGAAAAUACUAUUGGUCAUUUGUGUAAUUCAAAUGAUUCAGCUUGUCCAGCUGGCAUAUUUGAGAAUCGGUAUAGCGUGUUAUUGCAUAUUACAUGUAAAUAUUUACAUGAAAAAUCAAUACAACAUAUUGAUGCUAUUAAAGUACGUUGUAUUUGGGAAAAAAAUGAGACUAUUGAUAAAUUAACUGAGCAACAAUACUCAAAUGAAGCAGCUUAUUGGAGAAAUGUUCUUAAAAGAAUCAUAAAAAUUAUUCUCUUUUUAACAUCUGGCAAUACAGCAUUAAGAGGACAUGAACAUAAAGGCAAAUUUAAUGAACAUGAAUAUAUAAAUUAA